This is a messenger RNA of Syzygium oleosum, 1336 nucleotides long. RefSeq names its product NADPH-dependent aldo-keto reductase, chloroplastic-like. The coding region runs from base 106 to 1062 and encodes 318 amino acids. Gene Ontology annotation, cellular component: cytosol. The transcript has 7 exons. Gene Ontology annotation, molecular function: aldose reductase (NADPH) activity. Lineage: Eukaryota; Viridiplantae; Streptophyta; Magnoliopsida; Myrtales; Myrtaceae. The record is from RefSeq and is a predicted model, not a curated record.
CGCAACAAAUCCGCUCCUUUGCUCCUCCCAGUUUAGAAUUGUUUUUUAUUGAAGCUGUAACUGCUGCUACUACUACGCUGCAUACUCUGCAACAAACCAAUCAGCAUGGCGAGAGAAAGCGAACGCGAGUGUCUGUGCUUCGAUCUCAACACGGGUGCUAAGGUCCCGUCCGUCGGCCUCGGGACCUGGAAGGCUCCUCCUGGCGUCGUCGGCCAAGCCGUUGUCGAGGCCGUCAAGGCCGGUUACAGGCAUAUCGACUGUGCCCGCGUUUACGACAAUGAGAAGGAGAUAGGCGUGGCGUUGAAGGAGCUAUUCUCCACAGGAGACGUGGAUCGAAAUGAGAUGUUUAUCACAUCCAAGUUGUGGUGCAGCGACCAUGCGCCUGAAGAUGUUUCCAAGGCUCUAACUAGGAGCUUACAAGACCUGCAACUCGACUACGUUGAUUUAUAUCUUAUUCACUGGCCUGUGCGGACGAAAUCCGGUACUCGAGGCUUUGCCCCAGGAGACAUGGUUCCUCUAUGCCUUCCCGAGACAUGGACGGCUAUGGAAGGGUUGUAUGCAUCAGGUCAGGCUCGUGCAAUUGGAGUCAGCAACUUCUCAACUAAAAAGCUGCAGGAUCUCCUCAAAUAUGCAAAAGUGCCUCCAGCUGUUAAUCAGGUCGAAUGCCACCCUGUUUGGGAGCAACCAGCACUCCACAACUUGUGCAAAUCUACUGGUGUCCAUCUCUCGGCUUAUUCUCCUUUGGGAUCUCCAGGGUCAUGGGUCAAGGGGGAGAUCCUGAAGGAGCCAGUUUUGGUUGAAAUUGCAAAGAAACUCAAUAAAUCGCCUGCCCAAGUAGCUCUGCGCUGGGGGAUUCAGAUGGGGCACAGCGUCCUCCCUAAAAGUGUAAACGCAUCCAGGAUUAGAGAGAACUUCGAUUUGUUCAGUUGGAGCAUCCCUCCUGAGCUCUUUGCAAAAUUCUCUGGACUCCACCAGCAAAGGCUUCUCCAAGGGAACUUUGCAGUCCAUGAAACAUGCAGUCCUUAUAAAAGCCUGAAUGAUUUGUGGGAUGGCGAAAUAUGAGAGCAGUUAGGUUUCCCUUGGUACGACGCCGCUGAAGAGGGAAAUAAUUGCUCUGUUUCUUUUUCUUUUUUCAAAAGCAUAUAGACCUUCAGAUGAAUGUUAGCAUUUUGAAAAGAUCAUGUUUUCCAUUGUUUUGGAACUUCUGAUCAGGAUAAACAUCAGUCUAGGUUUGCUACCUACAAUUUGGCUUUGCUAGUAGUGAACUUAGGCUUGUCAUGGUGAAUCAAUCGCCGAAUAGUAAAAUCUUUAACAUUUGCUCAGACUUGUUUCCAUC